Molecule: messenger RNA, 1176 nt
Organism: Baudoinia panamericana UAMH 10762
Lineage: Eukaryota; Fungi; Ascomycota; Dothideomycetes; Mycosphaerellales; Teratosphaeriaceae
Exons: 1
Coding region: 1-1176 (391 amino acids)
Biological process (GO): N-acylphosphatidylethanolamine metabolic process; N-acylethanolamine metabolic process
Cellular component (GO): membrane-bounded organelle; cytoplasm
Molecular function (GO): N-acylphosphatidylethanolamine-specific phospholipase D activity
Source: RefSeq, a predicted model, not a curated record
AUGAGCAUAAGUGUCAGACGAUCGCCAAGCUAUCAAAGCCUCGCCAGCCUACGGUCCUCAACGCACCACGUCGGUCAGCCAGCGACAAGUUUUCGCAACCCUUGGAAGUCUGCAAACAGCAGUGUAGGUCCGUUUACCGCUCUGCAUUAUCGGUUCGGCAACCACCCCGAGAAGAAGUUUGUUCCCGUUCCUCAAGGCCCUGCAGGCUCGCGUUCAUCGGAGCUGGUCAAGGUCUGCAAGCCCGACUGGGGUGUUGGGAAGCAGGGUCAUCUAAGAGCGACAUGGAUCGGCCACGCUUCAUUCCUCGUUGAGCUGCCAUGUGCUGAAGGAGCAGAACGAGGUGUGCGCAUUCUAUGCGACCCUGUCUUUAGUGAAAGAACCAGUCCUUCUCAGAGAGUAGGACCCAAGCGAUACACGCCCGUGCCUUGCUCUCUCGAGGAGCUGCCUGACGUGGAUGUAAUUGUAAUAUCACACAACCAUUACGACCACCUGGAUCACGCCACGGUGCAGCAUAUAUACAAACGGCGCCAAAGUCAGGUUCACUUCUUUGCAGGUCUCAACAACAAGAAGUGGUUCACGGAACAUGUCGGCUGUCAGCCAGACUAUGUGACGGAAGCAGACUGGUGGGAUCGAUUUGAAGUCACUGUAGAGGGUGUUGGGAGGUUCGAGUUAACAUGCUGUCCAGCCCAGCACGGCAGCGGACGUUCGCUGUUUGACCAAGGCAAUACUCUGUGGUGCAGUUGGGCCAUUGAGGGUAGUGGCAGGAAGCUUUACUUCUCGGGCGACACAGGUUAUCAAGCUAUGAACACGCCGGAGCCUUGCCCAGUGUUCAAGCAAAUAGGUGACGCUCUGGGUCCGUUCGACAUGGCACUGCUACCGAUCGGACUAAUGACUCCGGCGUCACUCAUGGGUACUGUGCACGCCACUCCGGAGCAGUCAAUAAAUAUCCACAAAGACGUCAAAUCAGGGCUGAGCAUUGGUAUGCACUACGGUACUGUCAGAGGUGGUAUCUCUGCCCAGUACGAGCCCGUCACUGCACCGCCCCGCCGUUGGCGAGUAGCAGCCGAAAAAGAGGAUCUUUGGCUGGGUGGCGGUGUCGAAGGGAAUGGCGAGCCUGUCGAUGUCACACGUGGAGGAGUUGGCUUGUGCCAUGUUGGCGAAACUGUCGCAGUAUGA